Molecule: messenger RNA, 2996 nt
Organism: Onychostoma macrolepis
Lineage: Eukaryota; Metazoa; Chordata; Actinopteri; Cypriniformes; Cyprinidae
Gene: hectd3
Product: HECT domain containing 3
Molecular function (GO): ubiquitin-protein transferase activity
Source: RefSeq, a predicted model, not a curated record
UAAACACACAUGGGCGGAUCGCCCUUUAGACCGGUGGAGAUACAUAGCUGUCUUGACAGAUGCCAGUCUCUGUGAGAAAGCUCUGGCGGGAGUAACAAUGCUCAACUGUAUCUAGACUUUUGUCGAACGGUUCGUUUAUUACACCGGAUCUCAGUAAAAGCGGACAAACCGGGAAAGAAAGGGAAAGCAUAUGUUAGGGUAAUGCUCGCCGACGGCCGAACUGCUCAGUGUUGGUGUUGACACAUCCUCAGCUAGCUCUCGGCUAGCUCUCUCAAACUUGAGGAGGAGAUGUCUCCGGACGACAACCCUCACACCCUCCUGGGAAGGAUACGGUUUUUAAACAAGUGCAUUGAAUGUUUCCGAAAAAGUGAGCCUCUGCCGGAGUCCCUGUGUUACGUGCCGAAAGAGGUUUGCUACAAAAUCUGUAAGGAUUCAUCGUCGGGCUCCACUUCCGCGUCUUCUUCAACAGCUGGCAACUCAGGAGGCAAGAGUGUGGUGUCGGUGUGGGAAAGUCCACAUCAGGCUCCACACAAGAAAUUAUGCAAGUGUAACAUCGAGCCCAAAAAAGGCACAUGUAUACGGACAACAGGGGAAGAGUACUGCAACAGCCAUGGCCUGUGGGUCAAAAUAAGCAAGGAGCAGCUGGAGGAGUAUCGUGCUGGUCUGGACAUAGAGGAGGGCUGGAUCCUGGUGUGUAAACACACAGAAGGUGGAGACAGGCUUGUGCCGGUAGAAUCUCCAGACACUGUCAGCCGCCAGCAGCAGCUGUUUGGAUAUGACCACAAGCCGUGUAGCAGGUGGGAGCAGGUGGUGGAUGUGGAAAACUCUUACAUGGGUGCCAAACCCAAGGUGGCAGAGCCGGACGAGGUCGCUGUUCGCAAACUGAGGUAUGUACCUCCUACAUGGGCAUUUGAAUGUGAUGAGGACCUAGUACACUACUUCUAUGACCACAUUGGGAAAGAAGAUGAAAACCUUGGCAGCGUGAAGCAAUGCGUGACCAGCAUUGAUGUGUCUUCCAGUUCGGAGGACCCCAGCGGUGGUGCAAGCUGCCUGACAGAUGGAGACACUGAGACAUACUGGGAGAGCGAUGGAAUGCAGGGACAGCACUGGAUCCGGCUGCACAUGAAGAGGGGCACUGUGGUCAACAAACUGAUAUUAACAGUGGACUCAACAGAUGAUAACUACAUGCCCAAAAGAGUGACUGUAUAUGGUGGAGAGGUAGAUAAUCUCAAGAAAUACAGUGAUGUAACAAUAGAUGACAACUUAAUUGGAGAGGUUUGUGUGCUGGAGGACAUGACAUCACAUUUGCCUGUCAUAGAGAUCAGGAUCGAGGAAUGCAGAGAUGAGGGAAUCGAUGUACGGAUCAGGGGUCUAAAGAUCAAAUCGUCCUGUGAGCGUGACUUGGGCCUGAAUGCAGACGUAUUCCAGUCUCCCAACUUAGUGCGCUACCCGAGGUUGGAGGGAACACGCCCUGAUGUCCUCUAUCACCGCGCAUUGGUCAUUCAGAGGUUCAUCACACUCCUGGACAGUCUGUUGCCUCAUAUGGUGCCUGCAUGGGACUACAGCCUUGGAACAUUCAACCAGAUCAAAAGUAUAAAGCAGUUCCUGCUGUUGUCCAAGCGUCGCUCUGCCCUCAUCACCCAGUGCCUGAAGGACUCUGAGACCAGUAAGCCUAACUUCAUGCCCCGCCUUUACAUCAACCGUCGCCUUGCCAUGGAGCACCGUGACAAUCCCACUCUGGACCCCACAUGUAAAAGUGCUGUCUUCACUCAGGUGUAUGAGGGUCUGAAGCCGUCUGACAAGUAUGAAAAGACUCUGGACUACAGGUGGCCAGCACGAUAUGACCAGUGGUGGGAGUGUAAAUUCAUUGCAGAAGGCAUCAUCGAUCAAGGUGGUGGUUUUCGGGACAGCCUGGCAGACAUGUCUGAAGAGCUUUGUCCCAGCUCAUCGGAGUGCUCCAUUCCACUUCCAUUCUUCACGCGAACUUCUAACCAGGGGGCUGGUGAGGCCAGAGACUUCUAUGUGCCAAAUCCUUCAUGCCGAGAAUUCCACAAAUUGGAGUGGAUUGGGCAACUAAUGGGUGCAGCUCUUCGCGGAAAAGACUUUCUGGUUCUGGCUUUACCAGGGCUGGUGUGGAAGCAGCUGAUUGGAGAAUCUGUCAGCUGGACUAAAGACUUUCCUGCAGUAGAUUCAGUGCUGGUGAAGUUGUUGGAGGCUAUGGAGCAUAUGGACAAGGAGACAUUUGAUUUUAAGUUCGGCCAGGAGCUUGUGUACACCACACCCCUGAGUGACGGGCGGCUGGUGGAGCUGAUCCCAGGAGGCAGUGGAGUGGUGGUCCGAUAUGAAGACCGCAUGGAGUUCAUACGCCUGGUACAGAAAUCCAGGCUAGAAGAGAGCAGGGAACAGAUUGCUGCCAUGCAGGCAGGACUGGUGAAAGUGGUGCCGCAAGCUGUGCUUGAUCUCCUGACAUGGCAGGAAGUGGAGAAGAAAGUGUGUGGAGACCCAGAGAUCACAGUGGAGGCCCUUAAACGCCUCACACGCUAUGAAGACUUGGAACAAACGGAUGUCAGAGUGCAGUACUUAUGGGAGGCCCUGAUGAACUUCACCAAUGAGGAUCGCAGCAGGUUUUUGAGGUUUGUGACUGGCAGAAGUCGUCUUCCUGCUCCAAUUUAUAUCUUCCCAGACAAACAAGGAUCCGAAACCACAGAUGCACUUCCUCAAUCUUCCACAUGUUCCAGCACCCUUUAUCUACCCAAAUACCCAAGUGCUAAAGUUUGUGAAGAGAAGCUUCGCUACGCUGCAUAUAAUUGUGUGGCCAUCGAUACAGACAUGAGCCCUUGGGAGGAGUGACCUGAUUUUGCCAUGUUUACGAAUUUUACAUACUGGGAUUUUGGCAUAAAUGAACUGUAGCCUUCAGCACCGUGCACAUGACCAUGCCUACACUAUUGCCAAUUACAUCUGUACAGUAUAAAUAAAUAAAUAUGUUAUAAACAAUA